Messenger RNA from Oryza brachyantha (malo sina), 1634 nucleotides. RefSeq names its product E3 ubiquitin-protein ligase SP1. NCBI's taxonomy places the organism in Eukaryota, Viridiplantae, Streptophyta, Magnoliopsida, Poales, Poaceae. The transcript is spliced from 11 exons. Gene Ontology annotation, biological process: protein ubiquitination; organelle organization. The record is from RefSeq and is a predicted model, not a curated record. The coding region runs from base 115 to 1146 and encodes 343 amino acids. Gene Ontology annotation, molecular function: ubiquitin-protein transferase activity.
CUCGCCGCGAAAAAGGGGGAAAAGUUUUUUUUUUUCCGUAGCUCCGCCCUCCUCGUCGUCGUCCUCACUGAUCCGCCCCAGAUUUGGUGGUCUCCAGCGGGGUUCCCUUGCGAGAUGUUGAUCCCCUGGGGCGGAGUCGGGUGCUGCCUCAGCGCCGCGGCGCUGUAUCUCCUCGGGAGGAGCAGCGGCAGAGAUGCGGAGGUUCUGCGAUCGGUGGCGAGGGCUGGCAGCACGAAGGAUUUGGCUGCUAUAUUGGACACUGCAAGCAAGGUCCUGCCACUUGUAGUGGCUGUCUCUGGGCGAGUUGGUUCAGAUACACCACUUAUAUGCCAACAAAGUGGCAUGAGAGGUGUAAUUGUUGAGGAAACGGCAGAACAACACUUCCUAAAGCACAAUGAUGCUGGAUCAUGGAUUCAAGAUUCCGCCGUGAUGCUUUCUGUUAGCAAAGAGGUUCCGUGGUACCUGGAUGAUGGUACCGGCCGUGUUUUUGUUGUUGGAGCUCGUGGUGCAGCUGGGUUAGUUUUAACUGUUGCCAGUGAAGUUUUUGAGGAGUCAGGGCGAACACUUGUGCGUGGAACUCUAGAUUAUUUACAAGGGCUGAAGAUGCUUGGAGUCAAGCGAACUGAGCGGGUUCUUCCAACUGGAACUUCAUUGACUGUUGUUGGUGAGGCUAUUAAAGAUGAUGUUGGAACUAUCCGAAUUCAACGACCACACAAAGGACCAUUUUAUGUAUCCCCGAAAAGCAUUGAUCAACUUAUCAUGAAUCUCGGAAAAUGGGCUAAGUUAUACCAGCUUGCUUCCAUGGGAUUUGCAGCAUUCGGUGUCUUUCUUCUUGCAAAGCGUGCACUACAGCAUUUUCUUGAAAGAAAGCGUCGGCAUGAAUUACAGAAGAGGGUUCAUGCCGCUGCUGCACAAAGGCAAGCUAGAGAAGCUGAAGGGGGCAAUGGUACAUCAGAUGUAGAUUCUAGCAAUAAAAAGGAUCAAUUGGUCUUGGACAUAUGUGUCAUAUGCCUUGAACAGGAAUACAAUGCUGUUUUUGUGCCGUGUGGCCACAUGUGCUGCUGUAUGAACUGCUCUUCACAUUUGACAAAUUGUCCGCUUUGCCGGAGAAGAAUCGACCAAGCUGUGAGAACUUUCCGCCAUUGACAGCACUUAGAUGCAAAAUCUGGUACUCUAUACCACCAGGAUGAACCGCAUCUUUCAGAUCCACUUUAUUCUUCGAAUGUGGAUUGCUGUUCCCUGCGUCUGGCAUCUGAACUGCAGUACUGCACCAGAACAUGUUCAAGGAGCUACCGUUACUAACAGAGCAGUGGCAAUCGCAAACUCAUAAUAGGCUAUACUCUCAAGCCAUAAUGCCAAUAGCUGUUCUUGCCUGAGCGUACAAUGGCAUCCAGAAUGUUCUUGUGUAAAUGUGCAUUGGUUCUAACAACACGCUUACUUGACAACAUGGAUGUUAAUAUUUAUCUGUGUCCCGUGUAUUCUAAUUCUGCAUGUUAGGGAUGAACUUGUUUUAAUCCUUUUUUUUUUCCUGAUGAACGGUAUGUUUUUGUGUACUCAGUUUGGCCUGCUUGUAACACGUUAAGUUUCCUUGUUCCCAGGGAAACUUAAUUGUUUAUUGUGAAAAUUCGAUGAUA